AAGUUUAAUAUCGAAACUGUGUUUUGGUCACGUGACUACAGGUCAAAAGUUGCGCGGGUAACAAGAUGGCGGCCAGCAUGACGGACGCUUCGGUGCAAUGUCCACUUUGUUCCAAACAGUUUACCACCGCCACGAUUAACGGACACCUGGACGCGUGUCUGCUGACGGGCUCCGGCUCCACAACACACGACAGCGAACCUCCGGGAAAGAAAAGUCGCAUCGAGACUGACAACAAGUCCGCGGCCACCUCUUCCUCCUCCACCUCCUCAUCUUCAUCUUCCCCGUCAGCGCGGUUUCCUCUGUUUCACACCAACAAGAGCAAAGCGUCCGCUCAGAAUGAACGCAACGGGUUUUUCACGAGUAAACAAAGUCCCACCGGUGUUGUCAACCAGGGGGUGAAGCGUUCACUGACCGACGCUGAGCGCGGAGAGGAGAGUGGCAGGACAGCUCGGGAUUCAGCGCCCCAGACUUUGUUCAAAACAGGCAAACCUCUGGCGGAUCAGCUGAGACCCAACACGCUGGACGAGUACUUCGGUCAGAAUAAAGUCGUGGGCCAGCAAACGCUCCUGCGCUCGCUGCUCGACUCCCAGGAAAUCCCGUCCAUCAUCCUGUGGGGACCGCCGGGCUGUGGAAAGACCACUCUCGCCCACAUAAUUGCCAGCACCAGUAAAAAGAAGGGAACGGCCCGUUUUGUGCCUCUGUCUGCCACCAGCGCCUCCACCAACGACGUCCGAGAGGUGAUCAAGCAGGCGCAGAAUGAGCUCCGGCUGUGCAAGAGGAAGACCAUCCUGUUCAUCGACGAAAUCCACCGCUUCAACAAAUCCCAGCAGGACACCUUCCUCCCCCAUGUGGAGUGCGGGACGGUGACUCUGAUCGGAGCCACCACUGAGAACCCGUCCUUCCAGGUGAACGCUGCCCUGCUGAGCAGGUGCAGGGUGCUGGUUCUGGAGAAGCUGUCCGUGGAAGCAAUGGGCUCGAUCCUGGACCGGGCUGUGGCCACGCUUGGGAUCAGAGUCCUGGGACGAGAUCCAGCGAAUCCCAAAGAUGAAGGCUCAACAGAUGGAAACGAGACAAAGAUUUACAUCGAACAGAAAGCCAUGGACACGAUAGCCCACCUCUGUGAUGGUGACGCAAGAACGGGACUGAACAGUCUGCAGCUGGCUGUUCAGGCUCAGGUGAGCUUGGUCCGAUCGAACGGUUCUCCUCAAGAGAUAGUGGUGACGGAGGAUCACGUCAAGGAGGGUCUCCAGAGGUCCCAUAUCCUCUAUGAUAGAGCCGGUGAGGAGCACUACAACUGCAUCUCGGCGUUACAUAAGUCUAUGAGAGGCUCCCAUGAGAAUGCCUCCCUGUACUGGCUGGGCCGCAUGCUGGAGGGCGGCGAGGAUCCGCUCUAUGUGGCUCGCAGGCUGAUCCGCUUCGCCAGCGAGGAUGUGGGAUUGGCCGAUCCCGCCGCCCUCUCUCAGGCUGUGUCCGCCUUCCAAGCCUGCCACUUCAUUGGAAUGCCCGAGUGUGAGGUGAUUCUGGCUCAGUGCGUGGUCUACUUGGCACGAGCGCCCAAGUCUGUGGAGAUCUACCAGGCCUACAGUAACGUGAAGGCCUGCAUGAGGAACCACAAAGGCCCCCUACCGUCCGUCCCCUUGCACCUCCGCAACGCCCCCACCAAGCUGAUGAAGCAGCUGGGCUACGCUAAAGGCUACAAAUACAACCCGGCCUUCAGCGCCCCCGUAGAGCAGGAGUACUUACCUGAGGAGCUGCGGGACGUUAACUUCUUCACACGGAAGCGCUCAGACUCAUGAAUGUCUUUGUGUUAAGUUGCUCUGCUUAAAGCCCUUAAACCCACGCUGCUUAAAGAAAACAGGGCUUAGAAAUGACCGGUAGACGGAGAAUGCACACUUAACAGUUUUCAUAAACUGAUCGUUAUUAUCACCACAUUCAUUUAUAUUUCUGCGUUUUCAUAAACAAACAUUAUUAUUAUCUUCACAUUCAUUUGCAUUUAGAGUCCAUCAGUCAGUCAUCGUGUUCUGUUCAAAUUAAAUGACAACUUUACAUUUCAGUUCUGUUCACAAAUAUUUGUAAUAGAGUCCUAAAUCCAUUCAAAUACAGUAAGUAAAUAGUAAUUUAAAACUUUAUUAUGUUAAAUCUCCCAAUGUUAACACUGACCUUUGUCCCAUCUUUGAAAAUUUUGCACAAACUGAUUAAAAUAUUUGUUUCUUUAUUUGACAAAUACUUUAUUUUUCUUACAGCCUUG
Molecule: messenger RNA, 2248 nt
Organism: Stegastes partitus (bicolor damselfish)
Lineage: Eukaryota; Metazoa; Chordata; Actinopteri; Pomacentridae
Gene: wrnip1
Product: WRN helicase interacting protein 1
Exons: 7
Coding region: 66-1796 (576 amino acids)
Biological process (GO): DNA-templated DNA replication; DNA repair; DNA synthesis involved in DNA repair
Cellular component (GO): nucleus
Molecular function (GO): enzyme activator activity; ATP binding; single-stranded DNA helicase activity
Source: RefSeq, a predicted model, not a curated record